Chironomus riparius is the source of this 698-nucleotide messenger RNA. Lineage: Eukaryota; Metazoa; Arthropoda; Insecta; Diptera; Chironomidae. The record is from the annotation of a GenBank genome assembly.
CAAAAACAUCUGAAGAUCAAAAAAAGCAUGUUUUUCCAUUUUGAAUAAGUUGUUUAAAAUCUUACGUCACGCAAAUCAAAAAGUAUAAGAAACAAAAGAUAUUUGCCAGCCACGUUAGUAUUAAAAGAGUUUUUGAACAGCUUAAAGAUCCAAAAGAGAUGAAACAAAUUUUAUUUCUGAUAAUUAUUAGCACCACCUGCAUUUUAAUUCAAGGCAAUGACUUGAACAAAGAUGGAAUUUGGGUGGAAUGGAAUAUUUCAAAAUCAGGAGUUCCAGAAAAUGCAGUGAUUGGAGGACAUGACUUUACAGGCGACUUGUAUGUAAUUAGAGCAAAUCACAAUCAUGUUGACGGUUAUCGUGGCAAAAUAGCUGGAAAAUAUUCACCUAAUGGCAAGUAUGCAUCCGUUCCAUAUCACCACAAAGAACAUCCAAAACACGACUUUGAGAUUCUCACGCACACAAAUUAUAUUUGGAAAUCCAAUACCAAUCAGACUGAAAAUUUAAUCCCAGGAGGUUAUGUAUUUCAGUAUACCCAAUAUAUAUGUCGCGGAAUAGUUGAUGAUGACUGGAUUCCUGGUAAACUUGCACAUUUUGGAUACUGUUAUGUUAGUUAUGAUGGAAAGGAAAUUCCUUUUGACUCUGAGCCUCCAUACUAUCACAGUUGGGAAGUAUUGGAACGAAAUAAUAAAACUUUGUAA